AUGCCCGUAUUCUACAGAGAGACGGUCAUUGACCCAGAAAAUUCACAAAAAUCGCCUUAUAAACAACAACAACAAUCUUUUUACCAAUCUAAUGGACAACAACAUCCAUAUCAACAAAGUAAAACUUCCUAUACUUAUCCCGGAAGUGAUAGAAGUAGUGGAAUUUAUAAAGGAAAUGGAAGCAGCAGUGCUAACACAACUACAACAGCUACAGACUUCCCCGCCAAUUUUCCAAAAAUUCCUCCUCCAAAGGGGGUUAUAGAUGAUAAACAAUUGGAAAGGAUGGCUGAACAAUUGAUGAAGGGGCAACAACCAACAUGGGAUGGGCAACAAUAUUCUCCUCCCGGUUGGACUCGGCACAGUCAGCAAAGCUAUACAAUUGAAACUGUGGUUGAACACGAGCCUGAAACUAGACCUAUAUAUGUUGGAAAACAUUACGAGUCUGUACCUUCAAAGACAGGAAUACCACCACAAACACAUCUAAAACAUCAAUAUUCUCCUUCCCAACACGUGCCUACAAAGACCACCAAACAGCCGCCACCUCCUCCUUCAAGUCAAAAUUAUAGGCAGCCUCAACCUCAAGAAAAGUAUAAUUAUGAACCAACAGAACAGCAAUACUAUAGCAAAACAGUUCAACAAAAACAACAAAUACCGCCAGUAGAACAACAAAAACAAUUCCCUCCCCAACAACAACAACAAAAAUAUUUCCCUCAACAACAAGUCCCUCAACAACAAUACCCUCAACAACAAAAGCCUUCUGGAACGAUUAAAGAAACAACACAAGAGAAAAAGAGUACUAGUGUUGUUGAUUCUACCAACUUUCCUUCACAACAAUAUACCAAAACAUUAACAGAAUAUAAAACAAAUGGUUAUGAUUCUUCGAAAAGAGAAGGUGGUGGAGGAGGAGGUUUGCAACAAACACAAAAACAGCACAUGCAAGAGCCAAGACAAGAAGAAUGGCAACAACAAAAAAUAAUAAACACAACACAACAACCACUCCAAAACAAACUGGAAUCACAACAAAAGCAAUGGGAAUCAAUACAAUCACCCCAUGAAAAAUGGAAAUGGAGUCAAACACAACAAUGGAACUCACAACAACAACCACAACAAACUCAACAAUGGGAACAACAAACGCUUCAGUGGCAACAAGCUCAGCAACCACAAGAACAAUGGGGGCAAUCACAACAACAAUGGCAACAGACUCAGCAACAAACUAAGGAGAAAGAAGGACAGCAAUCUCAACAAUGGCAACAACAACAACAAACACAAAAAUACACCACUCAACAGCAACAAAAUUUGAUAAAACAACAAACACAACAACAACAAUCACAACAAUAUUCACCUCAAAAAACGCAAAAUGAACCUAAGCAGCAAACAACUGAAACAACUGUACAGGCACAACAACCACAAAAUCUGUCGGGAACAUCAAAGGUUGAACAAAAGGAGAGAGAACAAAAGAUUGAACAAGAAGUAGGCGAUGAAUAUGAUGGUCCACCUCCAGAUCUUCAAUUAGCACAAGCUGAUCCGGACAAACUAUAUGAGAAGCAACAUGAAGUAUAUCAAAAUGGGUGGCAACAAGAAGAGGUAAAUUAAUAAAUACAAAAUGAAAACACAAAAAAUACAAAAAAACACAAAAUACACAAAUUUAAAGGACUACAAUCAACAACCUUACCGC
Meloidogyne enterolobii is the source of this 1675-nucleotide messenger RNA. NCBI's taxonomy places the organism in Eukaryota, Metazoa, Nematoda, Chromadorea, Rhabditida, Meloidogynidae. The record is from the annotation of a GenBank genome assembly.